Molecule: messenger RNA, 3437 nt
Organism: Podospora bellae-mahoneyi
Lineage: Eukaryota; Fungi; Ascomycota; Sordariomycetes; Sordariales; Podosporaceae
Product: Ca(2+)-dependent cysteine protease
Exons: 7
Coding region: 1696-2964 (422 amino acids)
Biological process (GO): proteolysis
Molecular function (GO): cysteine-type endopeptidase activity
Source: RefSeq, a predicted model, not a curated record
CAAGCUCGUCUGCAAGCCCCCUGCUGGUAGCGGAGUCGUGAGUGGUCCACGGGGGCUGUUCAGCAGCUCCACACUGACGAUUUCGAGGAUCCAGCCAAUGGAACCUGCCGGUGAAGACCGGAGCUAAUCCAACUUGGGCGCCAUACAUCAACGCCAAUGUACAUCUCGAACGACAUGUCUUCGUGGGGACUGGGAGAAAGCGGGAAGUCGAUGGUGAGCAAAAUCCCUUCAUGGCCCAAUGGUGUCUGGAAGCGGAUGUGGCGGCUUGCUAAAGGGUUAGUGGUGUCCGGGGCUGCAUGUGCACCGCCGGCACUUGGAGCACAAUAUCUCGGCGGGGAUCCCUAUUUCAGUGUAAUUUGUGUGAUGAUGCAGGACGUGCUGGGAAAGGUCUAAACAUGAGGUGCUUCCUCGGUCAACUGAUCGAGAUGGUGAGAGAAAUUGAAGGCUGUGAUGAGGGAACUUUGACUCCGGCAUGCGUGGGGGGUGCCAUAUCCCGAAACUGUUAAUUGAAGUCUUCUGAGGUCGAUGAUGAUUCGGAGGAGAGGCUCCUCUUGGAUAGCACCCCCGAGAGAUCUAAAGUUAAAUUCAGCUGGGGCCUAUGGGCAACGCUUUAAUCGUCCGGUAGCUGAUAGACUUUGUGAUAAAGGUAGCGACCUAAGCAUGCACAGCUGAAAACGGAUAGCCUCGACGAACCAAGCGGCGCGUAACGUGCCCGCGGCGCAUGUACAGGAAAGGGGCAAACCGUUCCAGAGAGCGUCUUCUGGAUGGCGAUUGGGAAUUCCUGGAAGUCUAGAGAUUGAAUGAGACAUCAGCCAUGGCGAUGAUGGAAUGAGGGGCAGUCGGCAGCCUGGCAGCAGUCGGUGGUUUCUUGUCCUUACGCAGUCGACCUCGGAACUCCACGUGCUUGGCAGUGAUCAGCAUGAACCCUGCACGGCUAGCCCUGUGCCCAAUCGAAGAUCUAGAUUGCCCGCAACCAGCCAUCAUCAACCCCACCCCGGUCUUGACUUGUCCACCUGCUCGCCUCACCUGGCUUUGCUGUGUUGUGCUGUGGUUGUCAGCACGUUGGCCAGACUCUUUUUCUCACUCGAGUAGCUCAAAGCUCUCUCUCCUCUCCCCGCCGCAAUCGCCACUCAGUCAACGUUUCCCCUCGUCCCAACUGCGCUGCUAAACGACGCUUUCCGUAAUUCCUCCGUUCCUCGUCCGUCCCCCGAAUCCGAAUCCCAAGCUGCAGGUAAGUCGAUGUGAACUGCCCUUGUCCUGUCCUUGACCGCUCCGUCGGGAGCGCUCCGGGUCCUUUACCGUCCUUCGUCGUAUCGCUAGACGCUUGAUCCCGCACGCCACAUCUUGCCUCGGAGGGGCUCAGCGCAUGCUCAUGCGAAUGAAUUGCUGCGGCUUGCUAGACAUCAACAUUGACAACCCUCGCGAUUACCGAACCCUCUCCCCUCCACCCCCUGUCCCCAUACUUCCACGCCAAGAAGGGGUGCCUUUCCAACGCGUCUGUCCCGGAUUUUUUUUUUUUUUGGAAAGAGCAUAUUUAACUGUAUUGACGACCUGCCCAGAGCUCUUUUGCUCUCUGCUCUCCCAGUCCAUAGAUACACACCGACGCCGCGUCCUUUGCCGCUCGACCAAGGCCUGUUGGCCGCCCGCCGAUAACAACAACCCCUCCCUCUGUUUCCCUUUUGCUUUCCUGAAAGAAUGUCUGGGUUUCCUGGUGCCGGUUAUGCGGGAGGAUACGCUCCUCCGCCGCAACAGCAGUAUGCUGGCUACUACCCUCCCCAGAACUACGGUUACCAGCAGGCCCCUCCACCUCAGGGCCAAUAUGGCUACCAACAACCUCCGCUAGGCCAGCAAUAUGGCUAUCAGCAGCCGCCUCCACAAGGCUACCACCAACCCCCACCGCAACAGCAACCACCGCAACAACAACCACAAUACGGACGACCGAACAUGCCGACCGUAAACUCCAACUCUUACGUUCACGGGAACCACGGUGCCCCUCCUCCGCCACCCCAAGCUCCUCAGCACUUUGGAUAUGGUGCUCCGCAAGGCUAUGCCUUCCAGUACUCACAAUGUACAGGGAAAAGGAAAGCUCUACUGAUCGGAAUCAACUACUUCUCGCAACGCGGCCAGCUUCGUGGGUGUAUCAAUGACGUUAGGAACAUGUCCUCGUAUCUGGUGGAAAGAUUUGGCUACAAGCGAGAGGAUAUGGUCAUUCUUACGGACGACCAGCAGAACCCCAUGAGCCAACCGACCAAACAGAACAUCUUGAGGGCUAUGCAUUGGCUCGUCAAGGAUGCUCGCCCUAACGACUCCCUUUUCUUCCACUACUCUGGUCACGGUGGUCAGACGAAGGAUCUUGAUGGUGACGAGGAGGACGGAUAUGACGAGGUCAUCUACCCGGUCGACUUCCGGCAAGUCGGGCACAUCACGGAUGACGAGAUGCACAGAAUCAUGGUGCGCCCACUACAAGCAGGCGUUCGCUUGACAGCCAUCUUCGACUCGUGCCAUUCCGGAACCGCGCUCGAUCUUCCCUACAUCUACUCCACCCAGGGUAUCCUCAAGGAGCCCAACCUUGCCAAGGAGGCCGGCCAAGGUCUUCUCGGUGUUAUUUCCGCCUACAGCCAGGGCGAUCUCAGUGGUGUUGCCAGCAAUAUCAUGGGUUUCUUUAAGAAGGCCAGCAAUGGCGAAGAUGCCCACGCCCGUACCCUCGCGACGAAGACCUCGCGUGCCGAUGUUGUCAUGUUGUCCGGAAGCAAAGACGACCAGACUUCUGCCGACGCCACGAUUGCUUCUCAAGCGACUGGAGCCAUGUCCUGGGCCUUUAUCAACUCGCUCAAAAAGAACCCCCAGCAGAGCUAUGUGCAGCUCCUCAAUAGCAUCCGCGACGAGCUACAGACGCGUUACACCCAAAAGCCGCAGCUCUCGUGCAGUCACCCUCUUGAUACGAACUUGCUCUUUGUCAUGUGAGGGCGUUCCUAUUAAGAUAAUAAUCACUUGGCAUGAAAUUGUAUAUACGAUUUGAGGGUUUUUCUUGUAUCCCCUUUUGGAUGUCACACAAAAGAAAAAAUCUACUGGUGUAUUUUUUGGUAGGGAGAAGUUGAAGAAUCUUUUGAGUAUUUGGGAUUGUUUUUGAUGUAUGUCAUGGCUUUUAUUGUAGGAUAGGGAUGCAGGAAUUAUGUGAGGGUCGGUGAUUUGUUCAGAGGAAAAAUGAUAAAAAAUGAUAUGAAUUUUGGUUCUUUCUUUCAUUUUGGCCGAGGAGCAAAAAGGGUCGCUCGCUAAUUGCUACAAGUCUCCUGGGGGUACAUAUAUAUGUCUCUCACUUUCUAAUGUCUGUUGUCUCUUAUUUCUUGCCACUUUGACGGUCAAGCAACAAAUGUUGGGUUCUCUUGAUCUUGGGGUUUUGACGAUGUUGAUGACUUAUGAAAUCCUUUUCACCCUUU